Messenger RNA from Acomys russatus (golden spiny mouse), 3092 nucleotides. It is a transcript of the gene Osbpl5, whose product is annotated as oxysterol binding protein like 5. Gene Ontology annotation, cellular component: intracellular membrane-bounded organelle; cytosol; membrane. The transcript is spliced from 22 exons. The record is from RefSeq and is a predicted model, not a curated record. NCBI's taxonomy places the organism in Eukaryota, Metazoa, Chordata, Mammalia, Rodentia, Muridae. Gene Ontology annotation, biological process: phospholipid transport. The coding region runs from base 183 to 2819 and encodes 878 amino acids. Gene Ontology annotation, molecular function: sterol binding.
UUUGCGUCCGCCGCGCCCUCCUCCCUCCUCCUCCCUCCGCUCCCUCGCUCCGCCUUGCCUGGAUCAGCCCUCUGGUAUUUCCUGCUGCUCAGCGACAGCUGAGCCCCUCGCGGGCCCAGUGCGGCCGGGCCCCGGCCGUAGCACUAAGCGCAACCAGCACGAAGCCCCCCAGCACCCACACCAUGAAGGAGGAGGCCUUUCUCCAGCGCCGCUUCUCACUGUGUCCACCGGCCUCUACUCCACAGAAGACUGACCCCCGGAAACUCCCACGGAACCUGCUUCUGGGCUGUGAAAAUGAGCUGGGGCCCAUAACCCCAGGGAGGGACAUGGAGUCCAACGGCCCAUCCCCACCCAGAGAUGAAGAACCCCUGACCCCAGGCUCUGCCACGAAGGUGCCACCGGCCGAGUACAGGCUAUGCAACGGAUCUGACAAGGAAUGUACCUCCCCAACGACCAGAGUCUCCAAGAAGGACACUCUCAAGGCACAGAAGGAGAGCUACCGACAGGAGAAGAAGCGGGCCACGAAGCAGCUGUUCAGUGCCCUGACUGACCCCAGUGUGAUCAUCAUGGCUGACAGCCUGAAGAUCCGAGGGACCCUGAAGAGCUGGACGAAGCUGUGGUGUGUGCUGAAGCCAGGCGUGCUGCUCAUCUACAAGACGCCGAAGGUGGGCCAGUGGGUGGGCACGGUGCUGCUGCACUGCUGUGAGCUUAUCGAGCGCCCCUCCAAGAAGGACGGGUUCUGCUUCAAGCUCUUCCACCCGCUGGACCAGUCUGUGUGGGCUGUAAAGGGCCCCAAAGGUGAGAGUGUGGGCUCCAUCACCCAGCCCCUCCCCAGCAGCUAUCUGAUCUUCAGAGCCGCCUCGGAAUCAGACGGCCGCUGCUGGCUAGAUGCUCUGGAGCUGGCCCUGCGCUGCUCCAGCCUGCUGCGACUGAGCACGUGCAAGCAGGGCCGAGAUGGGGAGCAGGGGUCCUCACCUGAUGCCUCACCCUCUUCUCUCUAUGGGCUGCCCACUUCAGCCACCAUCCCAGACCAAGACUUGUUCCCGCUGAACGGGUCUGCCUUGGAGAACCACCUGGAGAAUGAUGCGUUCUCAGACAAGUCAGAGCGAGAGAAUGCUGAAGACUCAGAUGCCGAGACCCAGGAUCACAGCCGCAAGACCAACGAGAGUGGGAGUGACCCGCUGGACAGCCCUGGUGGGCCACAGAGGGGAACUACCUAUGUGGAGCAGGUCCAGGAGGAGCUGGGAGAGCUGGAUGAGACGUCCCAGGUGGAGACAGUGUCAGAGGAAAACAAGAGCCUGAUGUGGGUGCUGCUGCGACAGCUGCGGCCCGGCAUGGACCUGUCACGUGUGGUGCUGCCCACCUUCGUGUUAGAGCCUCGUUCCUUCCUCAGCAAGCUCUCAGAUUACUACUACCAUGGGGACCUGCUCUCCAGGGCAGUGGCAGAGGAGGACCCCUACCGUCGCAUCAAGCUUGUGCUACGGUGGUACCUGUCUGGCUUCUACAAGAAGCCCAAGGGCAUCAAGAAACCCUAUAACCCCAUCCUGGGGGAGACCUUUCGCUGCCGCUGGCUGCACCCUCAGACCAACAGCCACACCUUCUACAUAGCAGAACAGGUGUCCCACCAUCCUCCUGUGUCCGCCUUCUAUGUCAGCAACCAGAAAGACGGCUUCUGCAUGAGCGGCAGCAUCACGGCAAAGUCUAGGUUCUAUGGGAACUCACUGUCAGCGCUUCUGGAUGGCAAGGCCAAGCUCAUCUUCCUGAACCGCAAGGAGGAGUACACCCUCACCAUGCCCUAUGCCCACUGCCGAGGGAUCUUGUACGGCACCAUGACCAUGGAGCUGGGGGGCAAAGUGACCAUUGAGUGCAAGAAGAACGACCUCCAGGCUGAACUGGACUUCAAGCUCAAGCCUUUCUUUGGGAGCAACAACAGCAUCAACCAGAUCUCUGGGAAGAUCAUGUCAGGGGAGGAAGUCCUGGCACGCCUCACUGGACACUGGGAUAAAGAUGUGUUUAUCAAGGAAGAGGGCAGUGGAGGCACCGAGCUCUUCUGGACUCCGAGUGAGGAGGUCCGCAGGCAGCGGCUGAAGCGGCACACGGUGCUGUUGGAAGAGCAGAGUGAGCUGGAGUCCGAGAGGCUCUGGCAACACGUCACCAGAGCCAUCCAUGAGGGUGACCAGCACAAAGCCACACAGGAGAAGUCUGUGCUGGAAGAGGCACAGCGGCAGCGUGCCCGUGAGCACCAGCAGAGCCUCACUCCAUGGAAGCCACAGUUGUUCCACCUGGACCCACUCACCCAGGAAUGGCGCUAUCGCUAUGAGGACCACAGCCCCUGGGACCCCCUGAAGGACAUCGUCCAAUAUGAGCAAGAUGGGAUUCUUCACACUCUACAGAGGGAGACUGUGUCUGGCCAGACAACCUUCCUGGGAAGCCCAGGGUCUAGGCACAAGGGGCCUGGCUCUGACCGGAGGCUCCGCAAAGCCAGUGACCAGCCCUCUGGAAAUAGCCAGGUCACCGAGAGCAGCGGCUCCACACCUGAGUCCUGCCCAGACCUCUCUGACGAGGACUUUGUUCCUGGUAGUGAGAGCCCAUGUCCUCGGUGCAGACGAGAGGCACACCGGCUACUGAUGCUACAGGAGGCAGUGCUGUCCAUUCGGGAAGCUCAGCAAGAGCUGCAUAGGCACCUCUCAGCCAUGUUGAGCUCUACAGUGCGUGCUGGGCAGGCGCCGGCCCCCAGCCUCCUGCAGAACCCCCGCUCCUGGUUCCUGCUCUGCAUCUUCCUGACAUGUCAGCUAUUCAUUAACUAUAUAUUCAAAUAAGAGCCCUUGGGAUCAGCAAGGUGAUGCCUGCAGAACUCCCUCCUAGGCACCCAGCACUUUACACCAGCCUGCAGAGGCAGUGAGGCCCACAGGCAUGGCCACUGGGACAGAAGGGUCCUCAUACCAGAGGAUGACAGUGGGACCUGGGGCUAUGAGGGUGCUGUGACCCAGGUGUAGGACCCUCCAGGGAGCACUGGCCUCUCCUACAGGGCCCUCCACCUAGCACCAGCCUUAAUGCUAAAGCCAAAUGCAGUUUCUGCCCAGUGUGCCCCU